This is a messenger RNA of Caenorhabditis angaria, 1413 nucleotides long. Lineage: Eukaryota; Metazoa; Nematoda; Chromadorea; Rhabditida; Rhabditidae. The record is from the annotation of a GenBank genome assembly.
AUGGAAAAUUUGUAUCAAGACGAACUUUACGAAUUAUGUAAUACCAAAUAUGUAACGAAUAUUGAAAAAGAAGGCGAAGAAAUUAUUGAAACAAUUCGAUCUGUUGAUUCGUUUACACAAAAUGAACCACUUUUUAUGCCUCCAAAUUUGUCAAAUGAAAUAUUGGUUGAUGAUUUGGUUGAAGAAUUUUGGAAAAAUUCGAAAAUUUUUGAUGAUGAAGCUACUUUUUUAUUGGCAUCACUUCAAUCGGCAACAAAUGAACAAUUGAAAAAUUGGCAACUUUGGAAAAAUUAUUAUCGUCAAAGUUUGAAUUGGAAUGAAACAAGUCGAUGUAAGGGUUUUUGGAAGGGAAUCAUAUGAAAGCAAAAUAAUAAAAAGUUACAGUAAUCUCCUUCGAGUGGAGAUUACUGUAGCCACGAAUGUUUGUGUUUAGGCGCAGGCUUUCAGACUGCGCCUAUUUGGGCUUGGGAUAGUUUUUCGAAAUUUUUGUUUGGGUCAACGCUUUUCCAGUUUGAUCUACACCCCAAAUUUCUAAUUGUCUUCAAGCCUUCAUUUACCAUAGCUGAAAUAAGGUCUAGAAUUUUCGAAAUAAUCUCACAUGGAAUUUUGCACUGAUUUUAUGAUUUUGAUUUUAAAAAUUUAGCAAUUGACAUCAUAUGGGUCAGAAUUACUGAAGAUUGAGUUCCAAAAAAAUCCGGCUUUUCAAAAUUUCUAUGUCAAUUUCCAUAUUUUUCAGUGACCGAACUUGAUUUGGUGAAUUAUUUAAUUCGAACAACAAAUCGUCGUCCAUCAGUUCUUCAUAUUAAUUGUAAAAGACUUAUCGAAACGGAUAUUUCAAAUACAAUUCAAAAAUGUCUCACAUUUCAUCCAAUGUCUGGCGAAAAUUCACUUUUCCGAGUUUCUAUCAAAACUGAUAUGCCACUUCAACAACUUUUGGGUCAACUUGAACAAUUAAAGAGAAAUACAUUUGGAUUCAAAGUUCAAAAAGGAUUAGUUACUGCAGUUUUGAAACAAGAUAAUAUUUCACACAGAUUUUCAACGGAAGAUUAUGCAUCUUAUUCAAAUUAUGAAUAUUUAUUAGCACUUCCUGGAAUGUGUGAAAUGAGUUGUUCAGUUCGAUUUAAAUGUAUCAUUGAUAAUAAUCCAAAUGUUGUUGUUAAUGUUGUUUUUCAUAAUGAACCAAGUCGUGGAUUGUUAAAAGGAAGAAGAGUUCGAGUUAUUGAUAUUGAACAAAUUGUAAGAGCCAAAAAACGAACAUAUGUUACAUUUGCUCCAAAAGAUCAACAUAUUAUUCACGAAUUCGAAAUUCCAGAAGAUUCAUUAUUUAUUCCACUUUCAAGAUCCAAAAAACAAACUAUCGAUUUGUUGAAAUACAUGGAAAAUUUGAAAAUGACAAUUGAAACGACAAAAUAA